Messenger RNA from Nanorana parkeri, 1143 nucleotides. RefSeq names its product chromosome unknown C11orf57 homolog (gene NKAPD1). NCBI's taxonomy places the organism in Eukaryota, Metazoa, Chordata, Amphibia, Anura, Dicroglossidae. The transcript is spliced from 7 exons. Bases 82 to 1017 code for a protein of 311 amino acids. The record is from RefSeq and is a predicted model, not a curated record.
CUUGAAGUCAGGGAAGCGAGGUGCACUGUGGAUGUAUUUCCGGGAAGAAGAGGAAGCGGCGACACAGUGUAAGGCCUUGAGAUGUCCCGUGUUCCACUUGGAAAAGUCCUACUUAGAAAUGUCAUACGACACACAGAUGCCCAUAACAAGAUUCAGGAAGAAACAGAAAUGUGGAAAGUCAGAGAACUGGAAAAACAGACUGAUACACACAGAACAGAGAGGAGAAGAGUGUCGCCAGAUCUGAACAGAUGGGAUCAUAAUGGCUACAAGGAGCUCUAUCCAGAGGAGUUCCGUGAUAACAGAAGUCGUAUGAGAUCAGAUGGGUUUAAUGCAGCUGUGAAUCGGGUCACUGCAAAAAGUGAAGUUGCAGCAGAAGUUACUCUAAGACAAGAUGCGCUGAGUGUACGAGCCUUGAACAAGAAGUAUUCUGAAUGUGAGGCUGGCACUCCUGACAGAUGGGGGCAUAGUGGGUAUAAAGAAAUGUACCCUGAAGAAUUUGACACAGACGGCGAUCGAGAGGAAGAAAAGAGUAAAGGGAAAGCUAAUGGACAAGAAAAAUCAAGGCGCAAAAACCAAAAAGAACAAGAGUCUCACAAACGGAAACGAUCAAAGAAGGCUCACAAGAAGAAGCAGAAGAAGCGUUCACACAAAAAGCUGAAGAAGAGAAAGAAAGAGCAGGUGGAAAGUACAGAGUCUUCAAGUGAAAGCUCAGACGAAUCAGAGGAAAAGCGAAAGAAGUCCAAGCGAAAGAAGACAACCCGGAAAAAGAGGGCAAAGAAGCGGCCAUCAUCCUCCGGACAAGAUAGUGACUCAUCAAGUGAUGAGAUGAGCAGUACAGAAGAUGCUGAAAUAGAGGAACGCAAAGAAAGAUGGACUGAAAAACCCAGGAAGAAACAUCGUAUUAGUCAUAAGAGAUCAAAAUCUAAAAAAGACUCAGAAACAGAGACCAGGAAAAGUAGAAGGACCAACUGGAAAGUGGCCAAAGAUGAAAGCUCAGAGAGCUCCGAUGAGGACUAAAUGUCUGCAUAUCCCUGUUCUGAUUUUAUCAGCCUGAAAUCACAGGCAUAAAGUUUUUUGUAUUUUUUUUUUUUUUUCAACCAUUUAAAAUGUGCAAUAUUUUGUUCCAAAUAUAUAGUCCUAUGG